Lethenteron reissneri (Far Eastern brook lamprey) is the source of this 5032-nucleotide messenger RNA. Its product is annotated as smoothelin-like. Lineage: Eukaryota; Metazoa; Chordata; Hyperoartia; Petromyzontiformes; Petromyzontidae. The record is from RefSeq and is a predicted model, not a curated record. Gene Ontology annotation, molecular function: protein binding.
CGUGCUCAAAAAGCGAACGGGGCUGCCCGCCCUUCUCCUCUGGCUCGCCCUUUGCAUUUUCCGGAGCAUGCUUCUUGACGAUUGCCUCUGCAGCAGCAGCAGCGGCGGCGGUGGUGGUGGUGGCGGUGGCGGCAGCAGAGGCAGCGUCGCGGCUCGGAGGUUCCAAGGGGGGGGGGACAUUUGAGCCCUCGGCAUCCCGUCCACAGGUGGCUGGGCCGCAGCACCUGAGGCCGGCCCGUGGACAUCCCGUUCCCGUGUGCUGUCACGUUCCGCGGCUGAGCUGAGUGGCCCACGGAGUUCUACCCAUCGCGUGGAUUUCCAGAAGGGGGAGAAAAAAGCCCCCCAAUAUCAACGGGAAUGGCAUCGGUGGUGAGCUCGCUGGUCAUCGUCAGCCCGUCGUCGCAGUACCUCGAGCGCAGGGCCAUCAGCGGCAUCAGCCUGAUGCCCUCUCCCAAGCAGGCGGGGUCCCCCUGGCAGGCAGGCGACCGCAGCGACGCUAACAACAACGACGACGACGACGACAACAACAACAACAACAAGGGGACAUUGGGCGCCACCUGCGACAACAACGGCGCCGACACCCAGCAGCGGCAGCAGCAGCAGUCGGGAACGUGUGAUGGCGAGGCGUCCUCCCCAAGGCUCGGCGAACAAGAACGCGUUGAGAAUGUGCCGGGGAACGACGCAGAUGGACACAACGAGACACAGGCAAAGCCGGUUGCGGCAGUGGCAUCAGCAUCAGUGGCAGCACCGUCGACAGCAGCGGCACCAGCGGCACCGGUGGCCGUGAGCUCCGACCUCCAAGCUCCAUCGCCUCCAUCUCCCGGCACCAGCUACACGGUGCAGAAGAAGAUCACUCUGCGUUCCGCACACGGCGCGCCACGGGUCCAGCCCGGCGCGCGCUGCAGCUCCGAGUCCGUGACGCUCUUCCUGCGCAGCGGCAGCGGCGCCGGCACGAGCGUCGCCGGAGCCGCCGCCAUCGUCACCGGGACGCCUCAGGCAGCGCGUCGCGACGUGGAGCCGCUCCCCGCCAGCGCCGCAUCGCUCAGCCGGAGCGGAGGCCGGAGAGACGGUGAGCGGCACGGCGGCAUCGCGGGCAAGAAGGACGACGGCGGUAGUGGUGGCGACGACGACGACGAUGACGCCGCCGAGCGACGGGAAGAGGAUGGACACACGGCGGUGGCAGCUGCGGCGCGGUGCAACGCUGCCGCAAGAGACGGCGGCGGUCGCGUGCGGGCAGGAGGAGUUGCGGUCGGGCAGGGAGAUCGCGUGGGCCACGCGGAGACCGCCCCGGCACGCGUGUGGGAGGAUGACGGGUGGUCGGCCGAUGGCGCAGAGGCAGCCGUCAGCUCGCUGCGCCUGCCGGGCCACGCGGGCGACACCGCGGGUACGCCGGGUGACGGUGUUGGGACUGGCGACGAGAGCGACGCCGGUGUGCCAGAGCGCGACGUGGCAAAAAGCGCCGCCUGUUGUGCGGAAGCUGCAAGAGAAGCCACUAUUUUCGCGAAAUCGGACACGUUUAACGACAACCGCAACAACAACAGCAGCGGUAGCAGCAGCAGCAUCUAUUUUUCAUCAGAAAUAUCUCACAUCGGGCACCAAUAUCAUCCUCCAAUGCCUUUUUCGGGGACGGCUCUAUCAAGGGACAACAAAACGGACCACGUUCCAAGCCUUAAUCAUUCCAGAUCCGCUGCCAGGAUAACACUAAGUUCCUGUCAUGCCACCAGCGCCGUUACCACGAUGUUCGGAGCGCAAACGGUCAGCACCUGUGCGCACAAUUUCCAGACCCCCCAGGAACAAGACUGCCGAGAUUUCGUUGCCCAAUUUGAGCGUCUCUGCAGGAGUCUUGAGGGGCAGCCAACGGCGGAGGAGCGGUCAGCCGAGAGCGCCGGCAGACCCGCUCUCACCGCGGUGCAGAACUCCUCCGAGACGCGGCCUGUUGCGCUUUCCCCGGACGGAAAAUAUGCAAUCGGUGGAAAGCUUCCUCCCGAUUCGCCAUCCGCGCCCAUUCCCAAUGACGCUGGGCUGGCCCACGGCGACAGCACGUGGCCUUCGGCCAGCAGCGAAAGUCGCUGUCACGAAGUCGCGGCGAACAGCGAAGAGCGACGGGCGCCGAGCGACGGCCACGACGCGGGUCCGCCGUCGCCGACGCACCGCGACGAUUUCCAACAUUCAAAGCCGGCGGAGCUGGCGAAUGAUGCCGAACCCUCGGAGGGCGAGGAGGCGCGCACGCGUACGCCUUCAGGCGAGCGUACUAUCACCGUCGGAGAAAGCCAAGGGGGCAAAUUCCCGCUGACAGACACGGCUACGCCUAAUGAAUUCCCUCUUACGAAAGGUCACGAAAGGUCACCGCCGGCGGAGCAUCUCCUCUCCCCGUUGCCAGAUCCCACCGCCCCAGAAGCAAAACGGCAACACGCAGACAGAACGGAGCUCGCUCAGGCAAGCUCCGUGGACGCUGGCGAGCCACCCUUGUGCGGCCCGCAGUACCGGGGUGAGGAGGGGGACGACGAGGAAGCAUCCCCGGGUCGACGGCAAUCCGAGCUGACGGCGCCAUCUACAGCGACGAGGGGUCGCGACGAGGUGCUCGCGAGCGCGACCCCUCCGGCUGACGGGCGGCCGUCUCGUGAGACAGUCGAGGAAGGUCUCGAAAGUCCGCCUGCGGAGAAGGACCGGUUGAGUGGUGGACGCGGGGCGGGGGAGCUGGCAGAACGGCUCGGGGUUGCCUUUGCGGAGAAGGAACGGUUGAAAGGUGGACGUGAUGCCGAGGAGACGGAGGAAAGGAUCAAAAUUCCCUUCACAGAGAAGCAAUGGGGGAGAGUUGAACACGUGGCUGAGGAGUCGGAGGAAAAGCUUCAAUUUCGCGUUGCGCAGGAGGAUUGGUUCAAGGGUGGACACAGCUCUGAGGAGCGAGAGAAAAGGACGGAGAAGGACGCGUUGACUGGUGGACAUUGGACCGUGGUGGAGUCACAUCAUGAAAGCAGCAGCAGCAGCAGUAGCAGCCACAGCAGCAGGAGCAUAACCGUCGAGGCUGAACGAUCGGCUCGACUGGACAUGUGGGGGAAUGACGCAGAGCCCCAGGGAGAUGGCGGAGACAAGCGCAGAGACAAGGAGGCGCUCUGGGACCUGCUCCAUCGAACCGGCGACGUGAACGAGCGCAGGAGGAUCCGUGCCGCCAUGCGGGACGUGGGCCGGGAAUCGCGAGCCACGCGGUCCCCAGCGACCGACAAGCGAGCAACGGAAGAGCGACGCGACCGAGGAGACAAGCUCUCGCUCGCCCACUUGGCAAGCUCCGUGGGAACCCCUCUCUCUGGACUGGCGCGGUCGGCCAGCGCACUGGCCUGGCGCGGCGGUGUCGGCACUCACCUGGGGAGUCCGAUGGCCGACAUCGGCCCCCUCCAUCGCCGUCCCUGCCUUAGCGCCGUGCACGAAACGCCCCGAAGCCUUGGGCAGGCCCGAACAAGAAGCCUAAGAGGCGAGUCGCCAAGUGGAAGCCACACGAAGCAGUCUGCGACUGUUGACGGUGCUUCGCGCGGUUGGAACUCAUGGCGUCAUCAGCGUGGCGACCAAACGACGAAGCCGGAGCAAUCGUCCUGCGGCGGCACGAACGCGAGUCCUCUCGGCUGCCGGGCGCAGGACCCUCCUGGAAGGAAGGAUGCCAGACUCGGGCCCGGCGGCCAGGGAACACCGCUCCAGCGCUCGGCCAGCGUGAUGUCUCCCGGCAACGUGAUGCAGCUGACGCUCGAGUGGUGCAAGACGCGCACGGAGAACUAUGCGAACGUGAGCGUCAGGAACUUCUCGUCCAGUUGGUGCGACGGCAUGGCGUUCUGCGCCCUCGUGCACAGCUACUUCCCGGAGGCGUUCGACUUCUCCGAGCUGAGUCCGCAGAACCCGCGGCACAACUUCCAGCUCGCCUUCACCUGCGCCGAGCGUUUGGCCCACUGUGACCCUCUACUGGACGUGGAAGACAUGAUCAUUAUGGGCAAUCGGCCCGACUCCAAGUGCGUCUUCACGUACGUGCAAUCCCUCUUCAACCGCCUCCGCAGGCUGGAGCUACUAACGAGGUCCGUCAAUCAGGGGAAUUAGGGGCUUCGACGGCGACGACCCGCGCACGUCAAGCUGCGACGUAAUUGGGAAUCUUUACGGCAAAGCGCGGCUUGCCGACGAACGAUGUCGCGUUGCUCCGGUAACAGUGAUGCGGGUGCGGCGCGCGGGAUGCGCUCGUUCGGGUGGGAUUGGGGGGUUGUGGUGACUUUUGCGGUUGUGGCCGUGUAGCUCUCCCCGGUGUGUUAUUCGGGUCACAGCAGCGCGUCUUGUUGUUUUGGUUGUUGUUGUUGUUGUCGUUGUGGUUGUUGCUGCUGCUCGGUGCGACGUCCCGACGCUCCGCUCCACGUGCUGGAAGGAGCUCCUUCAGUUCGGCGAAACGUCGGACAUCAUGCCGAGCAACACGCGGGGCGAGCCCCCGAAAACACGACAGGAGGGUGGUGACUUUGGCGUGUUGAUGUUUUUUUACGGGCAAUACGACUCAUUAGCGCAUGGGCCAGGUGUGGCACUACCACCAGCCCCCCCCCACCCCACCGUAUCUAAACGUAUAGUGUCCUGCUAUUCUACAGACUUUUCAAUUGGGAGGUGGCUAAAACGGAAAUAAUUCUGUAUCCCAGCCACCCACACACCCCCCCCACCAAAAAAUAAAAAUCAGGAGAAACCUGGAGUAUGGACUAUUCAGUUCUCCCGGCAUGUGGAGCAAAACGUCGGACAUCGUGCCAAGCAACAGCAAGCGUCACAACCCGAAAACACAGUGGAGCUGGCCCACUCUCUCGUUAACGACUGUCAAAUUAUCCCAUUUCCUAAACGUAUAUAAGUGGUGUAUGUUUGUGUAUUAUAUAGGCUAUAUGAAAUGAACGUGAAUACAUAAUAUAUGUAUAAAAUAAUGAUACAAAUUACAAAGCAAUGUUUUCUGUUUGUGAUUUGCAAAAACUUUAUAUGGUAAUAUUUCUUCACUAAACUUUUUUUGUAAUAAAUGUCGCGGUUGCAAUUA